CUGAUUCCGUCCGCAGCUGUCGUGCUAAGAGUAGCGCCAUGUUGCCUUUCAACUACAAGUUGGAUCUCAAAUUAAUACAACUCGUUAAAGAAAAUCCCGCGUUAUAUGAUCCCACCAGUGCUAAAUACAUGGACAGCAAUGCCCGAGAAGUAGCUUGGCAAAAAAUCGGAGACGAAGUACAAACAUCCGCUGAAAAUUGUAAAGCGCGAUGGAUGCACAUAAGACACGUGUUUCGACGAAUCCUAAAGAAACCUGUCAGAGCAUCAGGACCACCAAAAGUAUACAAAUAUGAGAAGCAACUCGACUUUAUUAGACCACUCUUUAAGGAUAUCCCGCAAAUAAUUAACUAUGAUUCCGACACCAAGUCUGAGCAAGUCAACGAUCGUUACGAUGAUGAACCUUGCAGCGAAACUGAGGACACUCCUAAUAAGAAGUUAAAAAAGAAGAGAAUACCUAAGCCGAGUUCUAAAAAGAAGAUUAAAAAAUAUGAGGAAGAAGAGCAAAUGAGUGUGUCACCGACUGAAGUAACUACGCUUGCGUGUGAAUUUGAAAGAUCAGAACCUUUAGAUGCUUUUCUGUUGAGCGUCGGAGCUACGUUGAAAACGUUCUCGCCAUAUCAUUUGAAUGUUGCCAAGACUGAAAUAUUUAACGUCGUUCAAGAACAUGAUUUGCAACAGAUAUUGGAGAAAACACGAUCUGAAGAAUCUAUGCCCGAGACAUCACAAAAAUAUUCAGAUUAUAUGCAUUAACAAGAUUUUAGUAAAUGUUAUUAUUCUAUUUAUUAUUUUGAUAUUUUGUUAAAGUUAAAGACAUGUGCAUUCAGUAGUAAAAUUUUAUUCAUAAGUAAAAUGUUAAGUUAUAGUUAUUAAUUGUAUGUGCGAAAUAAAAUAAAACGCUAUGUACUUUCCUCCUAAUAUCCGUUCCUCUUUCCCCUUCCCCACAGAGAGUAGACGCGUUAUACAAUGCUCCGUCAAUUAAAAGAACGCGGUAAAAAGUGAACUGCGCAAACUUUGGUAAUAAAAUACGUAAUACUAACUUUCAUUAUUAGAGACAAUAACUUAGUUACAUAUGUAAUGGGAAGUUGCAAUUACCUUUUCAAAAUUUAUCUUUAAUAUAUAAAUGCGGGAGUUCAGAUGGAUAGAUGUUUGUUAGAGUUUGUAGCCUAAA
Molecule: messenger RNA, 1167 nt
Organism: Papilio polytes (common Mormon)
Lineage: Eukaryota; Metazoa; Arthropoda; Insecta; Lepidoptera; Papilionidae
Exons: 2
Coding region: 39-749 (236 amino acids)
Biological process (GO): regulation of transcription by RNA polymerase II
Cellular component (GO): nucleus; transcription regulator complex
Source: RefSeq, a predicted model, not a curated record